Molecule: messenger RNA, 2747 nt
Organism: Scophthalmus maximus (turbot)
Lineage: Eukaryota; Metazoa; Chordata; Actinopteri; Pleuronectiformes; Scophthalmidae
Product: tumor necrosis factor ligand superfamily member 10-like
Exons: 6
Coding region: 710-1585 (291 amino acids)
Biological process (GO): immune response
Cellular component (GO): membrane
Molecular function (GO): tumor necrosis factor receptor binding
Source: RefSeq, a predicted model, not a curated record
ACAGAUGUGGGGUUUUCUUUAUUAACGUGUAUAAAGUAAAACAUGCUUUGCUGCCUUUUGAUGUCGAAUGUUGUCAUUCCACCAUUAUCACAUGUGAUAUCAUCUAUCUAAUUGCAGAAUUAAUUCAGAACUGACUUUUUGAGUGAACAGAGAGUCCCGAAGAACAGAAAUCCUCAUCCACCAUCUGCAGCCGGGCCAAACUCCCACUGCCGAUGAAGAUCACGCGGGGCGAUCGAAAGCUCCGUACUAGCCGAUAAAUUGAUCUUGAAAGGGAGAUUAUUUCGUCAAGGAAAUGAUCUGCUAUAUCAUCUGCUAUUGCUCCUCAGCGGUAUACAGUAAAGAAUCAGAAAUGGAAGGUGAAAAUCACAAAUAAUUAUAUAUAUUAUCAACAAAGUACAUCAAAGUUGCCAUAUUUUGGACGGCGCCUGACGUUGUCCUGAAGUUUGCGUUAAAGCGCCCCGUUCCUUUCUGUCUAAUAACAGUGACAUCUUGAGGCUGUUGUAAUCCUUCACACCUCCUCUCUGCUCCACCUCCAAAAACUGCUGCUCUGGUUUUCCGGCCUCUCUCUCACUCCCUCUCUCCCCCUCACUCCAGAGCAGAAACGCAGCAGAGCUUGAUCUGACUUGUCCUGCCUGCUGGAAGACAUUCUCUCCCCCUCUCUCCUUCUCUCUUUCUCCGGAGCUGGGUGACUUCUUUCUCACGCUGUGACAUGGCCAUUUCCAUCUCCCUGCAGUGUCUGGGCCUCGUCAUCCUCGCAGCAAUCCUCCUGCAGACCAUUACGGUUGCCAUCAGUUUCAUCUACUUCAACAAAGUCCUGAACACAAUGAAGGAGAGUUUCUCCAGGAGCAGCGUGUCCUGCCUAAUAAACGCAAAUCUGCACUCGGGGUUGGAGGAGUCGACGGCAGAGGACAGAAAGCGCAGCCCCUGCUCGCAAGUCACACAGCAGCUCCACUACCACAUAGAGAAGACAAUGGCUGGCAGGUUCCAGAAAGAGAUAUCCUCUGCAAUGAGAAAUAAGCUGACGGGAGUGCGGCCUGCCCUGAGCCCCGGGGUCCCUCUACCUAAAGUGGCUGCCCAUGUGACGGGUGUGGUCUCCCCCACAGACUCUCCCGUAGAAGAGGGCUCGCGGAGCAGCAGGGGAUACCUGGGGCAGCGUAUCAGAGCGUGGGAGGGCCAGAGAGGUCUGUCCUUCCUGCAGAACAUGGAGCUGAGGGGAGGAGAGCUGCUGGUGCCCACGGCGGGCCUCUAUUACAUCUACGCACAGACCUACUUCAGACUGCCCUCCACGGAGGAGUCGGAAGGAGAGGCAAAGGAGGAGACCGGGCUUACCAGAGAGGAGGAAGGAGCAGAGCUUGUCCAGUACAUCUACAGGAAGAUGAGUUCCUACACGGGGCCCAUCCUGCUGAUGAAAUCCUUCCGGAGUGCCUGCUGGCCUCGGGGCCAGGAGCCCGGUCUCUUCUCCCUGCACCAGGCCGGCACCGCCUACCUGCAGCCGGCCGACCGCCUCUUCAUCACAGUCAGCAACGCCAGCGCCAUGGAGAUGGACGGCAGGGCGAGCUACUUCGGGGCCUUCCUGGUGGGCUAAAAAGGGAACGGCGGCGGCGAAGGAGACAAGUGUCCAGGACUGGGACGACCUUGAUGUAGACUAUUGAGUGAAGUGAAGGCCAAACGUCUGGAAGGUUUUCCUUGACAACGUGAGCAGCUUCUGAAGAUGUGGGACUGGGGAAAGACAGACUGGUGCGAGUGUGCCUGGAGGAGCAGCGGGGGAUUUGAUCAAAAGCUGAGCUGCAGUGGCAGACUCUCCGUGGCCCAAUGUGACGAGGAAGUGGAGCCAUUUGGUGUGAAUUUACGCCAGCAGUGACCAGUUAAUUGGUAACAGCUCAGACUCUCACAGGAUAUCAAUUCUGUUUUGUUUUUUUUCAAGACUGGUCAGCUGAAUGUACUUGCACGACAGAGCAAACACAGACGACGUGGUGCAUUCAGAGCACAAGGCCUCCGGUGCAGCACAAUAGAGGCGGAUUAAAUGCUGCGCUCUCAGGUGUCGUCCCGAGGAAACGACACCGGUGUCGGCUGAACGACACCAGACUGAUCUUUUAUGAGAAAAUAGUUUAUCAACACAAAAUAAAUGCCACAGGACACCGUUAUAAGCGUUCAGUAGAAUGAAUGGAUUGUCUUUUUUCUUUCUCGCUGUGUUGAAUUUCCCCCUUGUGACAAUGUCCUGAAUGAAUGUGUGACAAUUAAUGACAAUGAUUAUGAUGUCCCGAGAAAAGCGAGUAUUAAAAUUGUUUUCUGAUACAUUUACACAAAUAUUUAUUUUCAUUGUUGGAUGAAAGAAUAAUAGUAAGGAAAAAGAAUAAACCAUUCCACAUAUUAGUCAUAAUGGCAGCGUGGCAAUAUCUCAACUACUACGUAGAUAAACUGCCAUGAAAACUAACACAGACGGCCCAGAUGAUGAAACUUUUGUAUUUUCUCGCUUUCCCUGUUGUGCCGUCAAUAUCUUGAACUUUGCCAUUUUGUGUGAAAUGUCUCUACUACAUUCAAUGUGAAAUUUCUGUGGCUUAUGACCAAAGGACAUUCAAAUACAACUGUAUUACUCAAGCUUCCUGUUCAGAUAUUUAAUUUUAAUUCACUUUUCCCAGGUUAAAAAAAGAAAAGAAGGAAUGAAUUAAGAUGUGGUUGUGGAAGUGUCAAAUUCCCCCCCACUCAAAAUAUUGAUUAAAUGGAAAAUUGUGGUUUACACAACAAAA